AUGGAACUAAGAUCAGUAAGCUUCAUCUACAUAUGCAUGUUCUUAAACUGGUUGUCAGAAUUACAUGACUUCUACUCUUUGAAACUCCAUGCAACACUAGACUUCAUUUACAAAAACUCCGCGGCCGAAAAAAGAAGCCUCCCAGAAGAAGAUAGUGAUUCUGGCCAUGAACCUGUGUUGCUUCCCGGUGAUGUGGAGUUCGUAUUCGAAAAACUAGGCUUUAUUUGCAGCUCUGGCGAAAAGUUUGAUGAAAUGGAGAAUUUGUUUGAUGAAAAUGAACCGAGUAUUGAUGAAGUGAAACAGGCGUUUUGUGUUUUUGAUGAGAAUUGUGAUGGUUAUAUUGAUGAAUAUGAGCUUAAGAAAGUUCUUGAGAGAUUGGGCUUUCAAGGAUUGUGCACAACAGAAUGCCAGAGGAUGAUUGCGGCUUAUGAUUUUAAUGGAGAUCACAAAAUUGAUUUUGCUGACUUCUUUAGAAUUGUACAAGACAGUUUUUGUUGA
Molecule: messenger RNA, 498 nt
Organism: Daucus carota subsp. sativus
Lineage: Eukaryota; Viridiplantae; Streptophyta; Magnoliopsida; Apiales; Apiaceae
Product: probable calcium-binding protein CML46
Exons: 1
Coding region: 1-498 (165 amino acids)
Molecular function (GO): calcium ion binding
Source: RefSeq, a predicted model, not a curated record